Patiria miniata (bat star) is the source of this 4024-nucleotide messenger RNA. RefSeq lists its product as uncharacterized. The record is from RefSeq and is a predicted model, not a curated record. The transcript is spliced from 6 exons. Gene Ontology annotation, cellular component: cytosol. Gene Ontology annotation, molecular function: heme binding; peroxidase activity. Lineage: Eukaryota; Metazoa; Echinodermata; Asteroidea; Valvatida; Asterinidae. The coding region runs from base 120 to 3740 and encodes 1206 amino acids.
CUAACUUUGGGGUGUUGGCUGGGUCGGAAGCAUACAUUCUGCAAACUGUAGACGUCUCGACUGGACGAAUUACCUUUGCAGACAGACGGUUGUAGGGCCUACACUACCGUUACAACACGAUGGAGCAAAGAGCAGUAAAGCGACAAAAGAAGAGGCACCCUGAGACGAGGAGGAGCCUAGCUGAUUCCGCUCACGCGAAAGAGUCUACGUAUCUGCUGGCACAACCGGGUAUUUUCUUCACCAGGCCAAAGUACGGUUGUAUGGUAGUGGUCAAUUUAAAUGACAAGACCGAGACCGGUAAGACAGGCGUUUUUAACGCCAUACAAGCCGUUCAGCAAAAGUGCGACCUGUUGCAAGGACGAAACGGUUAUGUCGUCUCUUUUGACCCAGCCUUGUGGAAAACAUGGAGCCCGAAUGACGACAUCGAAGACCGACCACAAGGCAAUUAUAUGUUGUCUUCAUCCCGAAAGUUUGUCAACACAGGAGGCGAUGUUUCCUUCUUUCUGAAGUCUGACACCGAAGACGUCGUACCAAAGCUUUUCCAAGAAGUAGAAAACAACCUCCAUGCUCUGGCUUCGCUUGAUGUCACCCAAACCCGGGUUUACAAUGAUCGUGCCAUUAACGGGAAGUUUCGAGACGGCGUUGACAAUCCAGUCGACAAGACUACCGUCGAACGUUUCAUCCUGACACCACAGACGACCACUCCAGGAUCCGGGGGUGGUAGUUACUUCUACACGCAAAAGUUUCGGAUGAACUUCAGCAUAUUUGACAAAAUGACCAUCCGCCAGCAAGAGAACGUCAUCGGCAGAAAGGUUACAGAUGAAAUCGUCAUCGGGGCCGAUUCAAGAAGUCACAUCCGUCGAGCGCGUCUGGCUGAGGCUAGUAUUCAUUUGAAGAUUCUUCGGGGGAGCAUGCCCUACGGACGUGAUGAUACAGGCCAGGAAGGAAUCUACUUUAAUGCUUUCGCUGAUCACGUUCAGCUGUUUAUCGAUCUGAUGCAAAGCCUUGUAGGAGACGACCCCGAUUUCACACAAGAUAAACUCAUUUCAAUGGCUCAAGGCAUCGAGGGAAGUUUCUGGUAUACACCAAGUUUGCAUCAGCUCGGCUUUACCGACGAACCGAACGUAGGCCAGGCCCCGACCCUUGACUUCCUGCCUUUGUGGGACGUGAGAAGCACCAACGACUACAUGUUUUACAACUGGCGCGAAUAUCUCCACCGUAUGAGCUUUGGUUUGUAUGCUCCCGGAGAUCCACCGACACAUCGUGUUAUCAAGCUCCUGUCCGUGAUUUUCUCCGAGUGGAGUGACCAGUGGUAUGAAAAACCAAACACUGCCCGCAUUCCCCAUCUGAGCAACUAUUUGACGGCAGCAGAAAAGCCAUAUCUGGAGGAAUCCGCGGCCAUUCGCAAAGGCAUGGCGAUCAAGAAGACGCUGGGCACUUUGAUACCGAAAAGAGCCUAUGGCACAAAUAACGACCUCUUCCGCAUACACCCGAAUGAGCUGAUUGUCGGUGUCAUGCCCAGAUUCUCUCUUGGUGUCGGCAAGUAUGUCAUGCCCUACUCUCGUGAAGAAGAAGAGUUUCCUUGGUUUAUGAAGGGUCUUAAUGAGGGCGGUGCCAUGGGUCACAUUGUUCCCGACCACGGAAUAGUGUUGGCCGUCGGCCUCGGCGUUUUAAAGAAACAACACCAAAUGUUAUACGCCAGAGCCCCCCGUGAACAAAAGGAUUUCUACCAGUCGGUCAUCCUGGCGCUGGAGGGAGUUCAAGAGUACAUUGACAGCUUUGCGAACCUGGCUGAGCAAUUGGCACAAAAGGAGGAAUAUACGGCUGAAGAAAAACAAAAUCUCCGACGCAUCAACGCAAGACUGCUGAAACUUAAGACCGGCGCCCCCAGCAAUAUGCUGGAGGCCGUGCAGCUUCUGUUCUUGAUGCACUGUUCUAUGCAUCUGAUUGGCAACCCGGUUGCUAUUGGCCGACUAGACGUCCUGCUGAGUCCGUUCUACGACGAAACGACAACGCCUGAAGCUGAAGCGCAAGAGAUCUUGGACUGCCUGUGGAUAAAACUGAGUGAACGUGUCGUCAUUAACCGCCACUUUACACCAGACUUGCAUGAUCGAGGUUCCACAGCGGUGAUGUACGCUGCAUCAGGUAACUUUGGUCAAGGAAGCGCCGUCAACCAGUGGGUCCAACAGAUCACCGUUGGCGGGUACCAAGCAAAUGAUGACGUCACUCCAACGACGGCCUGUAAUAAACUUACUCUGCUGUGUCUGAAGUCGUCUCGCAGGAUUCCUACUAACGCCCCAUGCUUGAGUCUCAGGCUACACAAGAACAUGCCCGAGAAUAUACUGCAGGAAGCCACAAGGGCGCUUCUUAGCGGGGGUGCACAUCCGAUCCUCAUGCAUGAUGAUAGACUUGUACCGAGUCUGAUGAAUAGUGGCUCUCCUGAUGUACCCGUUAGCCUUGCGGCAGCUCGUAACUACGCAUGUGACGGAUGCUACGAGCCAAUGAUUGCGGGCGAGACCGAGUUUGCGUUUGGCACGAUCAUUCUGCUGAACAUUCUGGAGAUGACUCUAAACGAGGGAACGCUUUAUGCCGACUCGGGGUCGGUAUAUCUUCGAGGCCUCAAAGUCUCCUAUCCAUCGCCACACUCCAGCCAAAUCAAGACGUUCGACCAGCUGAAAGAAAUCUUCCUAAAACACCUGCGACUUCAAACUGCUCAGUUUUACAUCACGAUUCUCUCCAACUAUGGAAACCUCUGGGACAUCUGCCCUUCGCCACUUCUGUCCUCCCUCAUCCACGGCUGCAAAGAAAGCGGUCGUGAUCUUUCCAAUGGGGGAUCCAACUACCACGCAUUGGCUAUGAUGUACGUCAGUGCGUCUAACACCAUCGAUUCACUGUAUGCCAUUAAGAAGCUCGUGUUCGACCCAGACGAAUCCCUCACGACCUUGCCCCAACUGCUGGAAGCGCUGAAACUGGACUGGGGAUUUGAAAUGAGAGAACCGUUUUUCGACGAGCGUGCCGGGGAGGUGCGAGAGGAUGCGAACGCAGCUACCUACAAGACGCUGAGAAAGAAGGCUCUGACUUUACCAAGAUUUGGACGUGGUAAUCCAGAGGUAGACGAGAUAGCAAACUGGCUGAUGGAAAACGUUGUGUCUAUUGCCAAAGAUACGAUUCACCACCCUCCUUCCGUACUCGAUGGCAUCAUCAGUGGUAUCAAAGAGAAAUACUCCUUACCAGGCCGUCCGUUUGGUUUCGUCGUUGAACCCGGUAUUGGGACGUUCGAGGGGUACGUUCCGCAAGCAUUGGGUACAGGAGCCUCCGCUGACGGGCGCCGUAGUCGCCAGCCAUUCGCAUCGGAUCUGAGUCCGUCACCUGCACCCCAGGACAAGACCGCACAACCAGCCUCGGUCAACAUCUAUCAGGCCAUGAGAAGUUUUGAUUAUGAUUCCAUCAACAUUGGUCUGUCCAACGGGUCACCGGUCGACAUGAAUGUGGGCGAGGACUUCCCUGAGGCCAAGCUUCACGAGUUCAUACGUCACUAUGCAAAUCGCACCAAACCCAUCGGUUCCAAUUUGAUUACAGUCACAUGCGCCAAUUUGGAGACGUAUCAGAAAGCAGUGGAUGAACCUGAGCGGUACGACUUGGUCCGUGUACGCACUGGUGGCUGGUCGGAGCACUACGUGGCCAUGUUCCCCGCACAUCAAGAGCAGCACCAGCGCCGUGUUGUCUUCACACCCUUGUAGAACGGUGCGUCCAGAAUGAACGCCAUAUAGGGUGUCCCAGAAAAAACAAACGUCCAGGCCAAAUCAAGGAACCCAGAACCUAUUUUCCCUGGUUCCCCAUGUAUAGGCAGUCUUCCUCGUGAGAAAUGAUCUGACGAUGUCAUCACAAUCAGUCAGGCAUUUAACCAGGCUGACAUUGACAUCAUGUAUGAUUUGCUUGACCGGUGCAAGUAAAUGUAUUCACGUAAGAAUACUCCCAAUCAGGAUCCGUAGGAAUAUACUUUCUUGCUGUUGCGUGAUUUGGU